GGAGCUUGAGUUGGGCUUCUAUCAGUGCUGCGUGGAGCGGAGGAGCGACAUCAGACUGGCUGCCUCUAAUUCUUCUUCUUCUCCUUCUUCUCCUCAUACUCGACCCACGAGAUCAUGUCCCGUUACGAUCCACAGAAUACAAUACUAACAUGCAUCUCCAGACCACAAUUGUCCUCCAGCGAGGGUGCUCUGAAUCCACCGACUAUCUGGUUUCAAGCCAAAUUUCUCGAGGAUGAUGGAAGCCGUCACUCCCCGGCCACACCAUUAGAGUGCAAGCAUGGAGGAAAUGGACUUUGAGCGGCGCCGGGAGCUGAGGAGGCAGAAGCGGGAGGAGAUGCGCCUGGAGGCCGAACGGUUGUUAAGGAACGACGACGACGAGGAGGAGGCCGCCCGCGAGAGGAGGCGCCGGGCCCGCCAGGAGAGGCUGAGGGCCAGGGAGAACGAAGACUCCACCGGGCAGCCCGACAGUCAGGUCACGACCAACUGCCACAGCGUGACAGAAAGCGUCUCAGCCAGCCACUCUUUCGGCGGGUGCGGCGAGGAAGAGGACCAAGCGCUGCUGGACCGCAUGGCCAAGCGCGAGGAGCGCAGGCAGCGUCGUCUGAAGGAGGCGCUGGAGCGACAGCAGCAGUCGGACGAGACAGAAGGCCGCGACGGCGGCAGCGCGGAGAAGAGCGAAACGGCGCGGGAGGAGGAGGAGGAGGAGGAGGAGGAGGAGGAGCAGAAGCCUUCCUCCUGGUGUCGGGAGAAAACGUACAGCUCGAGGAGAGAGGAGAAGGAGCCGGAGGUGGCCAGAGAGGAAGAAGAGGUUGCUCCUGAGGAGGAGAAAGUGACGGAGGAGAAGCCAAGCAGAUCUUACUUAAGAGAAGAGCAGAGGAAGCAGAACGGAGGGCUGCGUGACGAUGAUGAUGAGGAAGAGCGGGUGGAGGAAGAGGAGGAGGCUAUCGCCAAACAGCACAGGAAACCCGAGAGGACGCUCAGCGGAGGCGGCGCGCGCUCCCCCGAGGCGUCGGCCGACGACGGGGAGGACGACGACGACGACGGCCGCCCGGAGGCCGAGCGCAAGCCGGAGGAGCCGAAGCGCCGCCGCGACGACGCCGAGAGCGAGGAGUCGGAGCGCGUGCGGCAGAAGCAGCAGGAGGCCGAGGCCCAGAUGGAGGAGCUGAAGAGGAAGAGAGAGGAGAGGAGGAAGGUGACGGAGGAGGAGGAGAGGCAGAGGAAGCAGGACGAGGCCGAGAGGAAAGCCAGAGAGGAGGAGGAAAAGAGGAAGAUGAAAGAGGAGAUCGAGAGGAGGAGAGCAGAGGCGGCCGAGAAGAGGCAGAAGGCGGAGGACCCGACGGACGGCGAAGGAAAACCCUUCAAGUGCGUCAGCCCUCGCGGCUCUUCCCUCAAGAUUGGAGAGCGGGCUGAAUUUCUCAACAAGUCAGCGCAGAAAAGCACAGUAAAGACGUCCCCUUCCCCCGUGGUGUCCAAGAUCGACAACAGACUGGAGCAGUACACCUCGGCCGCUCAGAGAGAGAACAAGGAGUCGCGAUCCCCUCGCCCGGGAGCCGCGGAUCUCCCGGCGGUGACCGACAGCAUACGAAACAUCAAGAGCAUGUGGGAGAAAGGCAACGCGUUCAGUUCGCCGGGAAGCGGCGGCAGCGCCUUCAAGGAAGCAGCCGCGAUCAAGACGGGCGUGGCGGGCCGCAUCAACGACUGGCUGAAUAAAACCCCCGAGAGCGGCAAGGCGGCGGCAGGGAGGCCAUCGGACCUGAAGCCCGUCGACGUGACCAACAAGAGGAGUUUAUGGGAAAACAAAGGCUCCUCUCCGGCCAAGGUGGCAGGAAGAGGCGAGACCAAAUCAGUCAGCAACGGUACGGGCCACUGAAGCCCAGGAGGAGCCACGACUAUCCCAGCCUUGGGCUCGACGACCAAAUAUCGACCACAAUCCCAAAGAGGGACCCUGAGAAAAGAAAAAGUGUGGGGGCGGGGACACACAUCUCAGCAUUGUACACAAACAUGACUAGGUUUUUCCACGGUGGCCACUUUAGGUGCCUUUGUACGUUAUUUGCUUUCUAAAAGAAACCAAAUGCUGUGAAAAUUGGAUAUUACGACGGCGAAAUCCUAAAAUGUAAUCGCAGCGAAGUUGAGAGGAGAUUCCUAAGUUUUCCCGGGGUGACACCCCCUCGUAAAGUUCCAUUCCAUCUCUUUUUAAUUUAUAUUUAAAGCAAAAGCUUCACGCAUUUUAUGAUUUUAUCGCAACCACACGAGGAUAGAAAUAUAAGCACUUGUAGAGUUUAGCCGGAGUCACGUUUAUUACGUCUCACGAUAGCGCGGCAACGGUCCGGGUCACGUACAGUACGUUAGCGCGUAUACGGUCAUCGUACAGUAUUUUAUCUAACAUCCUUACUUAUACUCGCAACAAAAUUGUAUUGUUGCUUUUUUUUUGCUUUUGAAUCCAUGAACAUUCCACCAACAGACAGCGUCGUCAUACAAAAGGCCAUUAGGACUUUUUAGGAUCUUAUUUAUGUUGCGAUUUUUGUAGCUUCAGACAUUCCUCUUUAAAGCAGGUGCACGUGAUGCCUUCAAACUUUUUCUAUGUCAAUGUAAGAAGAAAGGCAAAGCGGCCGUUUGACCUUUGACAUUAAAAAAAAAAAAGAAAGUAUGGCUUUUACGCACGCUCGAGUAGAAACGAGGGCGCGAGGACGAGCCGCUACGUACUUUAUGGGGCCUCACGACGGCGACGAGAAGAUUUGGAACGAGGAUUCCUCAGUCUCCAUUCGCUCGGAUGGAUUUCAGUCGCCGCUCCGAAGUCAGACAAUCACAUUCCACGGCCUCCGAAAAGAGCAGGACCAAAAUAUGUUGUCCUUUACGAACGCGUUUCAAUGUUUGUUUUUGAAUGUUUUGUCCACGUUUCUUUUGUAUUUUCACGCUUAACCAGCAACUCGGCGAAAGCGACGUAACGCGCCUCGUCGUACGCGAACAACGUUCCCAAUGUCACGCACGCUUCCGAGCGGACGAAUGUUCGGAAAGCAUCGUACCGCUGUCAACUAGCGACGGAAAUAAAGACAUUUGAGAUCGGA
Messenger RNA from Phycodurus eques (leafy seadragon), 3065 nucleotides. It is a transcript of the gene cald1a, whose product is annotated as caldesmon 1a. The record is from RefSeq and is a predicted model, not a curated record. Gene Ontology annotation, biological process: actin filament bundle assembly; muscle contraction; angiogenesis. Lineage: Eukaryota; Metazoa; Chordata; Actinopteri; Syngnathiformes; Syngnathidae. Gene Ontology annotation, cellular component: actin cytoskeleton. Gene Ontology annotation, molecular function: actin binding; myosin binding; calmodulin binding. The transcript is spliced from 16 exons. The coding region runs from base 278 to 1870 and encodes 530 amino acids.